This is a messenger RNA of Synchiropus splendidus (mandarinfish), 5263 nucleotides long. It is a transcript of the gene apaf1, whose product is annotated as apoptotic peptidase activating factor 1. The coding region runs from base 432 to 4211 and encodes 1259 amino acids. The record is from RefSeq and is a predicted model, not a curated record. The transcript has 27 exons. Gene Ontology annotation, molecular function: protein binding; ADP binding. Gene Ontology annotation, biological process: regulation of apoptotic process; apoptotic signaling pathway. NCBI's taxonomy places the organism in Eukaryota, Metazoa, Chordata, Actinopteri, Syngnathiformes, Callionymidae. Gene Ontology annotation, cellular component: apoptosome.
UUUCGUUGUGAACCAGGAAGCUCUCCUGCUGCUGGGUGUGUUACCGCCCGUCAGGUGAAAUGAGUGAACUGAGGUCGCUUUCUUGAGGAGUCUUUAUGGAACGGGCGUCAGGAGUUUCGUAAAUGCGCUUUCCCGUUCAGAGAAACGAGAUAUUGGCGUGCCAGUCUUCGUUUUCUUUGUGUGACUUGUCAGUCAGAACUUGUCUGGACAAGUGAGACAGAGAAUUCAUGACGUGAAUUUUUAUUUCGACUUUCAUUUCACUUCUUUCUGGGCCUGGCUGAAGAAGCAUUGAGCCAACAACAUCGUGUCUUUUAGACAGUCGAGGAGGGAACAAAGAGGAGCAGCAUUUCUGGUGAGAGAGCGAGAGAGAGAGAGGUUCAUGCGUGGCUGUCAUUCCCCUCCAGAUCCACCCUGCUCGCACAUGUCCUGCCAUGAUGGUGCUGGAGGAGGGAGCACAGACUUGCCUGCUUCACUGUCGUCACCGGCUGCAGCAGGAGAUAAAGCCCCACGAUAUCAUGGAUUACAUGAUUAGUGAUGAAGUGCUGACUGUGGACGAGGAGGACGUGGUCAGGAAACAGCCCACCCAGAAUGAACAGGCCUCGUCUCUGGUGGACCUUCUGCUCAGGAAAGACAUCAGUGCCUACAUCUCCUUCUAUAACGCCUUGAUCAGUGAGAAGCAUCAGGAUCUGGCCGUUUUGCUUCAAAAUGGCCUCCCACACAACUCAGGAGCCCCAAUGAAGAAUGGCAUCAACGGCAAAGUACCUGAUGUCCAGGCCGUGCUCAGCCAAGGCGGCGUCCCCCAGAGGCCCGUGGUGUUUGUGAGCCGACCAGAGCUGGUCAGCCGUGUCCGUGAGAAGCUUCACCUUCUGAGGGAUAAACCUGGCUGGAUCACUGUCUUUGGGAUGGCCGGCUCGGGGAAGUCCGUCCUCGCCGCUGAGGCUGUUCGACACCAGCAGCUCAUUGAUGAGUGUUUUCCUGGAGGCGUCCAGUGGCUGUCCAUCGGUCAGCUGGAUAAGCCGGACCUGCUGGUCAAGAUCCAGUCGCUGUGCUUCCGUCUGGAGCAGAACCUGGAUGCCCAGUCCCUUCACAGACCGCCUUCCUCUCUGGAUGAAGCUAAGGAACGUCUUCGCUUCCUGAUGCUGCGCAAGCAUCCCAGGUCUCUGCUGAUUCUUGACGACAUCUGGGACAGCAGUGUGUUGAAGGUGUUUGACAUUCAGUGUCAGAUCCUCCUGACCACACGAAACAGGAGCCUGGCUGACUCUGUCAGUGGUGCCAAACUCCAGGUGGAGGUGGAGAGUGGUCUGGACGAAAACAAAGCUCUGGAGAUUCUGGCGCUGUACACUCAGAACAAAGCCCACAGUCUGCCUGAGGAGGCUCGGAGCAUUGUUCGCGAAUGUAAAGGAUCUCCUCUGGUGGUCUCCUUGAUUGGGGCUUUGCUGAGGGAGAAGCCGGAUCGCUGGCCUUACUACCUGCGGCAGCUGCGGCAGAAGCAGUUCAAGCGCAUCCGGAAGUCUUCCUCCUAUGACUACGAGGCGCUGGACCAGGCCAUGGCUGCCAGCAUCGAGGUGCUGCCUGACGACCACCGAGAGCUUUACAGGGAUUUCACUGUGCUGGAGAAGGAUGUGAAAAUCCCUGCCAAGGUGCUGUCUGUGCUGUGGGACCUGGAGACGGAGGAGGUGGAAGAUGUUCUCCAGGAAUUUGUCAACAAAUCCCUCCUCUUUGUGGACACCAACAGCAAACCUUACCUCUACUACCUCCACGACCUGCAGCUGGACUUUCUGGUGGAGCAGAACCGAGCUCAGAUUGAGAGCCUUCACAGGAAGGUGGUGAGUCAGUACCAGCAGUUCUACAGGGACAAUCCUCCGGUGUCAGGAGACGAAGAAUGCCUCUACUGGAUCCGAUUCCUGACCUACCACAUGGCCAAAGCCAACCUGACCCAGGAGCUUCACUCUCUGAUGUUCUCUUUGGACUGGGUCAGAACAAAGGCCCAGAUCAUGGGCCCAGCUCACCUCAUCAACGACUACGUGGAACAUGGACUGAGUCUGGACAAGGAGAAUAGCGACGUUUGUAGUCAGUUCAAAGAGUUUCUGUCUCUGAACGGCCACCACUUGGAGCAGCGACCUUUUCCCGACGUGGUUCAGCUGGCUCUGUCCCAGCCAGUCACCUCUGAAGUCUACACACAAGCGCUGCAGCAGGCCAGACAGCUCGCUCGCUCUGGGAGGCUGUACUUCGACUGGCUGAAUAAAAACAUUGUGGAGUCUCUGUCACGCCUGAUCAUUCAGCCCCACCAGGGCUCCAUCUACUCAGCCUGCUUCUCCCACAGUGGAACCAAGAUAGCCUCUUGUGGAGCCAGCAAGACCGUCAAGGUGUUUAAAAGCACGUCUGGGGAGAAGCUCCGGGAGAUCCAGGCUCACGACGAUGACGUUCUCUGCUGCGCCUUCUCACCCGAUGACCGGCUCUUAGCAACCUGCUCCAGCGACAAGAAGGUUAAGGUGUGGAACGUGGAGCGAGCCAUGCUGUUGAGGGCCUUUGAGGUGGAGCACGAGGAGCAGGUCAACCACUGCCAGUUCACCAACCAAACAAACCGCCUCCUGCUGGCCACCUGCUCUAAUGACAAGUUCCUGAACGUGAAGCUGUGGAACCUCAACAAGCCGUCCUCCCAGAACACCAUGUUUGGACACUUUGAACCAGUGAACCACUGCUGCUUCUCCCCCGACGACGCCUAUCUGUCCACCUCCUCCAACGACGGCACCGUCAAGCUGUUCCACGUGUCAUCUGCAAAUGAAUGGAGGACGAUCAAUGUCAGGGACAUGUGCUCGGAGAGCAUCGAGGAGGUCAUGGUCAAGUGCAGCACCUGGACGGCCGACUGCAAACGCCUCAUAUGUGCAGCCAGAAAUGCUGUGUUGGUGUUCGAGGUGGAGACGUCCGACUUGUUGCUGGAGAUCAAAACCAACCGUCUCAGCACGGUUCAGUACUGCCACGCUUGUCCGACCAGCAGCCUGCUGGCCGUCGCCUACUCCAACUAUGCUGUGGAGCUCUGGGACUGGGAGGCUAAUAAAAAGAUGGCAGACUGCAGCGGACACUUGAGCUGGGUCCAGCGCGUCCAGUUUUCCUCUGAUGGCUCACAACUGCUGUCGUGCUCCGACGACCAAACCGUGCGACUGUGGAAGACAGAGAAGGUGCACACGACCUCCGCCGUCAGUCUGAAACGAGACUCCGACUGUCUUUUCACCGGCGAGCAGAUCAUUGUGUCUGCUGCUGACAACUGCAACAGACUCCAGGUGCGUGAGAGCAUCUCAGGGUCCAUCCUGCACCAGUCUGAGGAAAAGGCGUCCAGGAUUCGGUGCACCAGUCUGUCUCUGGAGCCCUUCGCUGUGGUCCUCGGGCAGGAAGACGGAACAGUGGAGGUUCUGGAGCUGCCUUCUGGGAGUCUGGUGGCCACCCUGCUGGGACACACCAAGACAGUCCUUCACUGCCAGUUUGUCGGGGACGGCCAGACGCUCAUCACCUCGUCUGAGGACACCAGCAUCAGGGUCUGGCAGUGGCGGUCCGGAGAGUGUCUGGCUUUGCAGGGGCACACGGAGCAGAUCCGGUGCUUCUCUCUGGUCUCCUCGUCCCUGGCUGACAGCAGGCUUCUCUCCUGGUCGUUUGAUGGCACCGUGAAGAUGUGGGAUUACAGAAGUGGAGAAAAGGUGCAGGACAUUGAGGCCCACCACGGAGCCGUUCUCUCCUGCCACGUCUCGCCGGACAGUUCCCUCUUCGUCACCACCUCUGCUGACAAGGCGGCAAAGCUGUGGCGCUGCGACUCCUGGAACUGUGUCCACGUUCUCAGGGGCCACCAGGAGUGUGUCAGGAGCAGUCGCUUCUCCUGGGACAGCCGCCGCCUGGCCACCGGCGACGACAAUGGGGAAAUUCGGCUCUGGAGCGUCCUGGACGGUUCCCUGCUGAAGAUCUGUUCUCGUGAAGGAAAGGACGCCAUGGACUCUCUCCACGGAGGAUGGGUGACGGACCUCCGCUUCUCCCCGGACAACUCGCUGCUGGUGUCGACCGGAGGCUACAUCAAGUGGUGGGACGUGGACAGCGGCCAAGCGCUGCAGACCUUCUUCACCAAAGGGGGCGCUCUGAAGAAGGUCCACGUGUCGAGCGACUUCUCCACCUUCGUGACCAUCGACAACAUCGGGAUCCUCUACGUCCUGAGGAGAGUGGCCUGAAGAGCGGAGCGAGUGCCUUUGAUGUGGUUUGGUUGAAAGCACAAUCCUACUGACUUGUUUACACGGGACACUGGGGCUGUUCAGGACCGUGGUCCACCCCCCGCUGAACUGAGCCAAGCUUGCCAGCUAAAAUGUAGCGCCGACUUGUAGUUCCAGCCUCGUCCUCCGGGGGGAGCACGUGAGCCCGCGAUGAUAAUCACUGAGCCCUGCACUGACCUGUUGACCCGGGACUCGAGGCUGUCGUCUCUUCUCCACUUCACCUCUGUGGCUCCCAGUUUUGUGCUUCUUACUUUAACUGUACAACUAGGUGCUGAGGUCACAUGACUGUGAACGGUUGACGCUGCUGUGUGUUUCUGUGAUGCAGCUGUUUGCUAAAUCAAUAAAGCCCUCGUGAGACCAGACUUCCUCCUGACUGAACCUGCUGCUGUGAGGUCAUCACUCGCCUGUGGCUGUCGGCGCCCUGACACCACGGCUGAUCCCACCUGAACUGGAGCGAGACCAACUGCAGGUCCUGUUCAGUUCUGGAUCCACAGUCCAGAGCAUUACAGCAUGGAACCACUGGUGUCGUGGGACUGUGGAGUGGUUCUUGGACGUUCCUCCAUCAAACUCUGCAUGAUGAUGAUGAGAGGAACCUCAUGGUCCAGCGCUCCCUCAUGGACACGUUGGAGGCAACACUUGGAUCUUUAAAAAGGCAUCUGCUGACCUUGAUAGCAGAAGAUGGUUUGGAUGCAUCGACCUCUGGGUUAUGGGCCCAGCAGGCUUCCGCUGCGCCACUCUGCUUCCAUGAUCUGACACUGAGCUGGGAUCCAUGUGGAGGAAGGCUGCAGGAGGGACACUGAAGUAGUUCAGCGGCUGAAACUCAUCAAAUUUAAGGGGUAAAAGUGAGGUUCCACCCAGACUUGAACUCACUGGACUCAGAGUCCAGAGUGCUGACCAUGACGUAACAGGGAAGCAGCACGUAUUCCCACAGUCACCUCCCAUGAAACAUGGCUGUGCUCCUUCGAUAGCUCAGCUGGUAGAGCGGAGGACUGUAGAGUGAGACGGACAUCCUU